ACAAUCGUAUCCUAAGAACAGUAUCAUUUCACGCCGUGUUGUAUGAUUUUGCAUAAAAAAUUGGAGGUACUUACGGACACAGUUGACUGAAGGGUUUACUAACUGUCUACUUCUGACUGUGUAACACGAUUUUUAAUUAAUCUGGGCUUUAAAUGUUAGUGUAAAUCGAAGCGGAAACAAAACAUAUCUUGCGGUGACGUGAACGAGCAGAAUAAGUCUAUAUUGUUUACAUUUGAGGCGAGUAAAAAAGAACAUUAACUGCAUGAUCGGACAUAAACAUUGAUAACAGUGACUAAAUUUUCCUAUGUGGACUUGGAACGCUACAUCCGGAAUACUUUGGUGAAGAUGCUACUGGACGGGAGCUCACCAGAUAUGCUAGCUCAACAAUCCAAAGUGUUGUUCGAACUGAACAAAUAUUACAAUGAACGAGUCGCCACCAGACAAAGUGGUGUUGUAAAAACAAUUCGAGAGGUUUGCAAGGUUGUCCAGGACGUUCUAAAAGAGGUCGAAGUACAAGAACCAAGGUUUAUAAGUAGUUUAAAUGAAGUCAAUGGACGAUAUGAAGGACUUGAUGUUAUUUCACCGUCAGAGUUUGAGGUCGUAUUGUAUCUUAACCAAAUGGGAGUAUUUAACUUUGUGGAUGAUGGAACGAUACCCGGAUGUGCAGUUUUAAAGCUAAGCGACGGACGAAAGCGUUCGAUGUCAUUGUGGGUCGAAUUUAUAACGGCGUCUGGGUACUUAUCGGCUAGAAAAAUUAGGUCAAGGUUUCAAACUUUGGUAGCACAGGCUGUUGACAAGUGUAGUUACCGCGACAUGGUUAAAAUGGUAGCGGAUACGACCGAAGUAAAACUUCGAAUCAAAGAACGUUACGUUGUUCAAAUCACGCCGGCAUUCCGUUGCGGUGGUAUCUGGUCAAGAAGUGCGGCACACUGGCCUGUACCACACGUGCCAUGGCCCAAUCCAAACCUCGUUGCUGAAGUCAAAACUGAGGGCUUUGACCUUCUCUCGAAAGAAAGCAUUUACAUGAAAGAUAAACAAAGUGCGGCGGAGGGGGACGCGUGGUCUAUGUCUUUCAAGUACGCUGAGGACCGACUUUUGUACGGAGGGUGCCGUCGUAAAUGUUUGAGCAUUCUAAAAGCGUUGCGGGACAGACAUUUCGACGUUCCUGGCCAGCCAAUAGUAGCGUACCACCUAAAAACAUUAUUACUUUACGAAUGUGAAAAACAUCCACGCGAAAUAGAAUGGGACGAUACGUGUUUAGGUGACAGAAUCAACGGUAUUUUGUUACAACUCAUAUCGUGUUUACAGAAUCGCCGAUGCCCACACUACUUCCUUCCUAACGUGGACCUUUUCAAGGGCAAGUCUACCACUGCCAUGGACAAUGCGGCUAAACAAUGCUGGAGGGUGCUAAGAGAACUUCUCACAAAUCCAAAAAGCUUAGAAAAAUUAUGAACACAGCUUAUACUGUCAUAAUAUAAAGUGAAGUGAAAGACUUAGGAACGAUCCUAUUUUAAAAUUUCAAGACAAGGCGGUGUCUUUAAAGAAGUGCUAACAAAACAAAGAGAGGAAACUGUUCUGAAUUUAAAGUGUCCAGCAAUGGAUAUAUAUUUAUUUGUUCUUUUUUUUCUCCUCGAACUUUGUAUGAUUCUUGUUUGGAAAUUAAUACCUUAGCUGUAAGUGAUUUAUUCUUAAUAUUUACACAGAACUGUUAACAUUUCAAAUGAUGUUUUUUAAAUAUGGAGGUGUUUUAGACAGGCGGUUGGUUAUAUUGUCACUGAAAGAAGACUCACCAAAGAUUUUGUUUUGUAAUUAUCAUUACCUGUUUAAACGAGAUAAGAAUAAAACAUGUAUAACAGUUACUUGAUAUUUGAACAUGAAUUAAGAUAGGGUUAUUAAUCAUAUGUAUAUUCCGCAAAAUUUGAUCAUUUCUCAAAUUUAAUUAAAUUUCAAAUGUCCCAUAUCGCAACUUUUUUUUAUUUUAUUCAAUAAUCGUAGUCUAUUUGAGUUGCAUUUUUUUGGGCAAUGAGGGCAACAUCUUGCAAUAAAACCGAAGAGAGAGAAAAAAUGAAUCCAUUUCGGAAUGCGUUUACAAAAACAUACUGUAAUUUACACACGGACUUUUAAAGAUGUUUUAAAGUUUUAAAACCGUCAAAAAGCUGACAUUUAUAACGGAAAAUAGGUAAUGUCUUAUAAAAGUUAUGAACAUUUGGUUUACAUCAAAGUUUUACGUUUAAGUAAAAGUGUAUAUAAAUAAUUAGAAAAUUACGUCGCAAACAACAAGCGGUGCGGGAGGGGGAUACCAUAAGAACAUGUAAUUCAGACAGGACAGAACAGUUUAUGACAUAAUUGCUAUUUAUUACUCUUUUUAAAGGCCCCUAUGUGCCAUGUAGUGAUGCAUUUUAAGAUUAUAAAUUGUUUUAACAGCUUUGGCAUAUCAACUUUCGUUACCAAAAUUCUUUAAAACAACUAAAAUAUUUUCAUUUCAUAUCUACUAAAGGUUAAAAUUAGAAGAAACUAAAUUUUAGGCGCCACAUGAAAACAUACUGCUUUUCUUUUAUGAACUUGAAUGGCGGUAUAAAGAAUUCCAUAAAGAAGAUUUUGUGGGUUUUCUUAUUAAUUUAUUUUUAAACUUCCAAAAUUUUCAUUGAAACAAAAUCACAAAUUAAAAACAAUACUUUCAUUUAUAUUUCAUUUAGUUUUUUUCAGAGAGCCACUAUUCAAAAUUCUGUGAAAGUUUUACAAUAAAAUUCUUUUAAGAAUUUUAAAACAGGUGUGCACAUUUUAGAAUUUCAGUGAACUUUUUACUUGAAUAAUGCUAUUCAAAAUUUCACUGAAUAUUUGUUGUCUCUUAUGUCACAGAAUUUUAGUGAACCGUAAUACUUGAAAUAUUUUGUUCCAAAAUUUCAGUGAACAGUACACUUUCAUAUUUUCAAUCAAGAAUUUAAGAGAACAUUUCACACCGAAACUGUUCUCAUAAAUUAAUUAGAAAUAUUCCAUUUCUUAAAAUAUAUAUAUUUUCAAUGUCCAGUCAGCAUUAACACGUUUGAUGAUUCCAGGGUUUAAAUUUUGUUUAUAUUAUUUUCUGUGUUCUACUUAUUAACAGUGUUCUGUCAGUAUUUUUGAUUAUUAUAAUUAUCAUCAUUAUUCGCCUCGCUGUGCAUGAGGGGAGAAUUAAAUAUUGUAUAUUUAUUAUGACUGAAUAAAUCUAUUGUUCACGUUGAAAUAAU
Messenger RNA from Ruditapes philippinarum (Manila clam), 3227 nucleotides. Its product is annotated as protein mab-21-like 2. The transcript has a single exon. The record is from RefSeq and is a predicted model, not a curated record. NCBI's taxonomy places the organism in Eukaryota, Metazoa, Mollusca, Bivalvia, Venerida, Veneridae. The coding region runs from base 346 to 1452 and encodes 368 amino acids.